AUGCUAUCCCUUCACAUCGUCCACCCCCUUGACGCACCGUCGCCCUCGCAUCCCCCGUUUCCCCAUCGCCCUUGCCCUCCCAACGCCCUUACCCCGGUCCCCUCUCGUCGAUUUCUUGUCAACGUCGUGGGGCCACAUUCCGACGCUUCGUACACCACUCCGCGCUCCUCUCGCCUCACGGUGCGCGCUCCUCUCGCCUCCCCGCGCGCGCUCCUCACGCCUCCCCGCGCGCGCUUCUCUCGCCUCCCCCGCGCGCGCUCCACCCCGCGCGCGCUCCUUUCGCCUCCAGCGCCGCAUCUUCCCGCCUCCCCGCGCGCGCUUCUCUUGCCUCCCCGCGCGGCCUCCUCUCACCAUCGCCAGCGUGCUCUGCUCGCCAUGGCCUCGCGUGCUCCUCUCGCCUUGAUAGCGCGCGAUUCUGUCGCCUCCCCGCGUGGCCUCCUCUCACCAUCCCGCGCGUGCUCCUCUCGCCUCCCCUCGCAUGAGAGGCGAGCCUUUAUAGCGCGCGCUUCACUUGCCUCCCCGCGCGGCCUCCUCUCACCUCCCCGCGCAUCCUCCUCUCGCCGCCUCACGCGUGCUUCUCUCGCCUCCCCGCGCGAACUCCUCUCGCCUCCCCUCGUGUGCACCUCUCACCCCCCCUCUACCGCCCUUCUUUCCUCCCCGUGCAGCCUCCUCUCACCUCCCUGCGCGUGCUCCACUCGCCUCCCCUCGCGUGGUCCUCUCACCUCACCUUGUGUGCUCCUCUCGCCCCCCCACGCGUGCUCCUCUCUCCCCAUCUUGCGUGCUCCUCUCGCCUCCCCACGCGUGCCCUCUACGAUGCGUGAGGGGCUUCACCUCCCGUCUCCUCACUGCCUCUCUGCGUCUCGCGACAGCCUCUGUGGGGUGCUCCUCUCUCCUCACCUCCCGUGGUCCACUCUGACAGGGCAUGGUGCUCCUCUCCUCUCGCCUGCAGUGCUCCACUCUGGAAUGUGGGAUGCUCCUCUCUCCUCACCUCCCGUGCUCCACUCUGGAAUGUGGGAAGCUCCUCUCUCCUCACCUCCCGUGCUCCACUCUGACAGGGUGCUCCUCUCUCCUCACCUCCCGUGCUCCACUCUGACAGGGCAGGGUGCUCCUCUCACCUCACCUCCCGUGCUCCACUCUGACAGGUGGGGUGCUCCUCUCUCCUCACCUCCCGUGCUCCACUCUGAGCAGGUGAGCUUUCACUCUUCAAUGAGCCUCCGUGCUGCUGAGGUGACUUGUGAGCCGACUCAAAAGUCACCCCGUGCUGCUGAAGCCCGCUGCUGCUCGCUGGGCGCUCGUGUUUGUCGGGGUUUCUGUUAA
This is a messenger RNA of Closterium sp. NIES-65, 1317 nucleotides long. The record is from the annotation of a GenBank genome assembly. Lineage: Eukaryota; Viridiplantae; Streptophyta; Zygnematophyceae; Desmidiales; Closteriaceae.